AUGCCAAACAGGGAUAAGCGUCAUCUCUCUCCUGCCGCCGUGUUCCCCCCCGCCCCGCCUCGCAGCUGCCAAACUGCCUCGCCGGCCUGGAAGGAGCCACGAACAAAGAAAAAAACCCCUCUCCACCCACCACCAAAUCGCUCUCCCUCUCUCCCAGAGUCCAGAAGAAACCUUCAAAAAAAGUAG
This is a messenger RNA of Plenodomus lingam JN3, 186 nucleotides long. Lineage: Eukaryota; Fungi; Ascomycota; Dothideomycetes; Pleosporales; Leptosphaeriaceae. The record is from RefSeq and is a predicted model, not a curated record.